This is a messenger RNA of Populus euphratica (Euphrates poplar), 1582 nucleotides long. Its product is annotated as Calcium-dependent lipid-binding (CaLB domain) family protein. The coding region runs from base 501 to 1445 and encodes 314 amino acids. Gene Ontology annotation, biological process: defense response. The transcript is spliced from 2 exons. The record is from RefSeq and is a predicted model, not a curated record. NCBI's taxonomy places the organism in Eukaryota, Viridiplantae, Streptophyta, Magnoliopsida, Malpighiales, Salicaceae.
GAGGGCCAAAUACUCGAGCAUCAAACCGUCAGGCGGACCAAGUGUCAAGAAGGUUUGGGCCCGAGUGAUUUCGUUGAAAGAAUGGCGAUGUGCCGAUAUCGUUCACUCGAUGAUGUCUGUACUGUGUACAAACGUGAAACUUUACUACAGCCGUUCAUGUAUGCUAUUAUUUAUUUAAUGAGGCACUGUUGAUCCAUUGACUAUGAGCAUAUUUCAGACAUGAGACUUGUUGAUUUUCACCCCCCGGGACCACUUUGCAUGCGGUUUCUUGUCAGACUCCGAUUCUCGCUUAGCUGUGUUGCACUUUGUAGGAGAAAAAGAUGCAAAAGAUUACCCCUUAAUUAUGCUUAGGGAUAGGAAUCCUCUUCGGCAAAGUAAAGUAGCCUAAAAGAUAAUGCCCGACGGUUUCACUUUCUCCUUUCGAAAGCAGCUUUAUCGAAAUAAAGCCUUGAUACAGGAAAAGUUCUCUAACCGUUAGUUGUCUUCUGCACUUGCUUGGCAUGGGUAAAAUUUGGGUUGAAGUUUGCUUGAUAUCUGCUCGAGGACUCCGGCGCACUUCCUCACUUUGGAAGCUUCAAUGGUUUGCUGUUGGCUGGAUUGAUCCUAAGAACAAAUAUUGUACCAAGGUCGAUGCCUCUGGAAAUGCGAAUCCCACAUGGAAAACCAAGUUUGCUGCCUUGCUUGAUGAUUCAGACUUUCAAGAUAUGGCACUGCACGUUGAGGUAUACAGCAGGGAGCCCAUUUUUCUGAGAGAAAAACUUGAAGGGACUGCGACUGUAGUCCUCAAAGAAUUCCUGGCAAAGUAUAGCAACAGCAAUGAGGCCUCAAGGCCAGGAACUGAAGAAGUAGGGAGCUAUCAACUACGCAAAAGAAAUUCCAGUAAACCUCAAGGAUUUGUUGACGUUUCAAUUCAUAUCUCCGAGGAAAGGGAACAGCCAAGUUCAUACCCAGGCAACGACGGAGGGAUUAUGCUCAUGGACCACAACAACAAGAUUACACUACCUACUGAAGGGUCAGGGAAAGCCUUCCCUUCACAACUGCCUCUAGGUCCACUCCGACAACCGGAAAACCAUUCAUCAAGUGUGGCAUACAAUCAUCCACUGCCGUACCCUGCAAAUUAUUCCAAUCCAUCAGUAGGUGGCCCAAGUUACCCACCAGCAGCUGGUCCAAGCUAUCAACCAUCUCGAACUCCUCCACCACCACCUCCCCCAUCUAAUGUUGGUUACCUGCCAACGUUUCUUCCAAACACAGAUUAUAUAAAUAUGCCAUCUUCGGUAGCAGCAGCUGGACCCCGAGGUCCACGACGUGGUUUGGCGAUGGGAGUUGGUGCUGGAGCUCUGGCCGCCGGUGCUGUCAUAUUUGGUGAUGACUUUAUGUCAGGAUUUGAUAAUCUGACUGGCUUACAUGAUCCUAGUCUUACAAUAACAACAAAUCCUCCUUUUUGAUAGAAGGGGUUCCAGUUUCCUGUAAUUGUGCUACAAUGCUAUCGAAUUUGAAUUGGUUGUCCCUUAUUUUCUGCUUUAUUUGUGAGUGUUCAUUUCAUUUUGAUCCUGAUACAGAGAACAAAAAAGUUUUCAUUCAA